CAACCGACAUCAAGGAGCGGCGUGAGAGCGCCGUUGGCUGCUCCGAGGCUUUCUCAUUUGUCUUCUCCGACCAUCUUUGAUUCUUCUCCCCACAUUUUUGCCUCUGGGCAUGCUACACUACUCGAAAAAUUGGUAGACAUCGCAUUUCCCAGCGACGACACUCGACCCGACUCCUUUCCUUUUGCCACGCACGACCGCAACAGUCCUCUCGACACCGGCGCCAACAAGCUGCCCGUGUAUCCCCCGGCUCCUAUCCACGCCGCGCCCACGAUGACUGCCGCGCUGCACGCGUCACGCCCCGAGCUCUCCAUGUACACCCACGCCCUCGACAUCGACUUUGGCAGCGACAACCGAUAUCCGAACCUUUCCGCCAGCCUGUCCGCCCAGAGGAACUCUCAGGUCGGCAACGCCGGGGGCUCGCGCCCGCAAUAUACGAACCAUAUGCUGCUGGGCACACCCGACAAGCCGGCGCUCGAGAGCUCAACCGGGACGCAUACCGAUGAUCAGGCCGCUCCCUGGCUUGGUGACAACGGCGCUAGUCGUCGCCCGACGCCCGAGCCACUGCCGCUAACCCAACCAGCUGAGCAGGCCUCGCCCGCCCAUAUACCGCUACCCCAGUCGCCCGCGCCCUUCCAGCAGAGCGUCGGCGCGCCCUACUCCUACGUCGACUCUCCACCGCGGCACCUCGCGGAGCGCAAUGUCGCCGCCGAAGAUACCCCACGUCCCUCCUCCCGCACGCCCGCUCCUGCCCUAGCCCCUGGUCCUGCUCAGGAUCGGCCGCGCAGCGCCACCCCGAACAACCCGUACUCCGACUCUGUGGCACCGCCGAACUCCCCUAUCCAGCGCCAGGCCGCCCUCGCGGCGGGCGCAUCUGGCGCGCGCAACGUCAGCGGAUCCUAUGGGGCGUCCAUGAUGGCGUCCGCCGGCUACAACCCUCCUGUAUCCCCGCGACCGCGUGCCUACGCCCAGCAGCCUACGUACGUCACGCCCGCCGCCGGUCCCAGUGCGCCCCAGGCGGCGCCUCAAGACAAUGGGGGCGAGGUCUGUCUCGAGUGCGCGAUGCGCGACCAGGAUAUGGCCGAUGUCGAUGUCACCAGCCCUGGCGUCUGGGAGCGGGCGAGCGACGCCGCGUACGAGGAUUUGAAGCAGCGGGAGGCCGAGGAGGAGGCGGCUGGCAUCGUCAACGAUGACCCCAAUCGGCCGCGCGCGCGGGGUGGUCUGCUAUCCGAGCAGAAUCUCAAAGUAUGGCUGACCAUGAACCCGAAAGAGCCGCAGGCGCGCCAACAGACGCUUGUCAAGUAUGUCAAGGCCCAGCGUGCCUUGCUGGAGGCGGAAGGCCUUGCGCACGCCCAGGCGAUGCAAGAGGCAAAGAUGCUCGAUAGCCGCGUACGCGACACCUACUCCCAACUGCGCCGCUCUGCGUACGAUAUCGGCGUCUCUCCCGCGCCUGCUGGGGAUACGACCGGUGUUCGCAUCAAGCCUCCCCGGUCACCAUCGCAGCCGCCAUUUGGCCACACGAAGUCCCACUCACGCGACGUGACCUUGUUGGAGAACGGCAUGAUUGUGGAACAUGUGGACGUGCGGAAGGAGGAACGCGAGGCGCGCGACCGCCGAAGGAAGGAGGAAAGGCGUGCGCGCAAGUCUUCGCGCGGCUCUGCUAUCGACGUCAUGUCGAUAGACCCCGGUCUUCGUCCGUCUUCACACUACUCUCUUGGGUCGCCACGCCCGAUGAGCAUAGUCACCUCGCCCCACGACCGGCCAGACUUACCCCGGGCCAUGUCCCAAGCGUCGUUCUCUGAUGUGCAGAGCAUGGGCACUCCGUCACCACGCAGGUCACGGUUCAUGGGUCUACGGCCAGGUUGGAUGAGUUCAGACAGCCUUGCCCCCUCUGGUAUGUCCGGCAGCAUGAUGGACAUGCAUGUCGCCCUUCAACGAGAACAGCAGUAUGGCACGUAUCCGCCGCCAGGUACUGUUGACCUCAACACGCCUCGACGUAGCCAAAUAUGGCCGCCACCUGACAUUGAGGUACAAGAGACCGAGUCCCAAUGCGCGACGGCGAAGAAGAAAAAGAAGGGCCUCGCUCGCGUCUGGCAGUUCGUCAAGGGUGGUCCAAAACACGAGGGCGAAGGCAGCAGCCGUCGACCAUCGCGCACGUACUCCCGACCUGAGGAUGAGCCUCUCGCGCCUCCGCCUCCCCUCUCGUAUCUCGUUGACCGACGGCCAGGUGAGCAAUUCAGCAGCGGCCGUCACGCCUCCACCCCGUCCUUGCCCUCUCUCGCCUCGCCGCAACUGGGCUAUUCAUCUGCUGGCGUCCCGUCGUCGACUGCGCCGUCUAGCGUCCUGCCCUCCCCCGACUCUUCCCGCCGAUCGGGCCCGUUUGACCUCGAUGCAGACAAACAGCGGCCCAACAGCGGAUCCGAGGAUGUCGAUGCGGAUCUGCGGCGGGCAGAUGGCGGCCGCCCGCGCAGCGUGCACCCGACGACGUCGGAGCCGGACAUGCGCUCGCGACUCUCGCAGAGCCUGACGGUCGUGCCGCAGGCGCAGCCUCUGCCGAGGCCGGGCACACAGGACGGGGCGUCGACCCUCAAGAGGGAGAAGACCUUGCCCCCGCUGCCGCCUGGUGAACGCCCGUCGCCGACUGAGGCCCGACCGCGGACGAUGUACACCUACGAUCCGCGAGGUGCGCCCAUGAUGCCCAUGGGUGCUUCCCCCACGAGCGAGUUCUUGCCUCCGCAGGCGCCCUUCCGCGAGACGGCGAUGCGCCGUCAGUCGUUCAGUGGUCUUUCUGCUCGGCCCCCUGUUGACAUGAGGACGAUGCCGGCUGGCAACCCGCGCGGCUUUGGCGCCCGGUAUAACGAGUUCGGCCACUCGCGCCGCUCGCUUGGUCGGCUGGACUACAUGCAGGACAAAGGCAUGGCCACUCCGCGCAACGUGUCCACGCCAUCAGGCAAGCGCAAGAGCCGCUUCCUGUCGUCGCUCUUCGGCAAGAAGCCGUCGAUGCCUGAGCGCGAGGUGUACGAUGACGCUCCGGUGUACCAGUGGCCGUCGAUGCGCAUGUCUGGCUCAGAAGGCCCGGAGGACGCCUUUACGAACGGGUAUGCGACCUCGAACUCGCGGCAUAGCGUGUUCAGCAACGGGCCGGUGAACAGGAUGUCGAUGAUGGGGCGCAAGCCGCUCGAGGAGCUGGUGGCGCAGGAUCCCCAGUUCGUCGCAUACCGGUACCCGUCGAGCGACCAACGACUCGACCUCCUUCGCUGAGGCGCGGCCCUCUCCCUCUACUCCAUAUAUUCUCCCUCCCGCUUGGUAAUCCCAUCCGCUCGGUGUUGACCCCAGCGGCUCACGGACCUCCCGAGAGGCACUGAAGUGUACUCUCAUGUAUAUCUGUUCAUGCAGCCCGUUGUUUAUUGCUCUCAAUCGCAUCCCGCGCCCCUUCGUUUUACAAUCUACAGGUUUCUCUCCUCUCGUCCCGAGUACAGCAUGUCUUUCACUUUCCGCCUCUAAUCGUUUAUCAGCCAGCAAACGGACCCUAUGGACGUGUACAUAGCACCGCAAUGGAGGUUCGCACUGACAGCAAUGCAAUGAAUUGUUAUGGGGAGGAGUGUCUGUC
Molecule: messenger RNA, 3607 nt
Organism: Schizophyllum commune H4-8
Lineage: Eukaryota; Fungi; Basidiomycota; Agaricomycetes; Agaricales; Schizophyllaceae
Exons: 3
Coding region: 271-3258 (995 amino acids)
Source: RefSeq, a predicted model, not a curated record